AUGUCUGAUAAGGACACUGAAGCCGCGGCGAACUGCGAAGUUUGCCGAGUCAAGUGCUGGACGAGGGAAGGCUUCUUCGGAAAGUACUCCUACAAGUACCUGUGCACCCCGACGGUGUCGUGCCUGGGGAAGGGCGCAAAUGCUCCCAUGUGGCUCGGUAAGGACGAGAAGCUGCCUCUCCUCCUCUCCGUCGUCCUCGGCCUGCAGCACUGCCUCGCGAUGCUUGCGGGCAUAGCCACGUCCGGAGGACUCCUCAUCGCCGGCGACACCUGCAUGGCAUUCCAGUGUGCGCUCCAGCCCUUCAUGGUCUCCACGUCAUGGCUGGCGUCUGGCAUUCUCACCCUGAUCCAAGUCUUCCGCUGCAAGAUCCGGGGCACGCCCUUCUACCUCGGCACAGGACUUAUCUCUGUGAUGGGCACCUCCUUCACCUUUCUCCCGAUCGCACGCGAGAUGACGACGGCGUACAUCCAAGACGCAAAGAACACUGGCGACCCGCGCUGCGUGACCCUCGACUCUGGCGUCAUCGACUGCCCGCGAGUCGGCAUGGAGGGUUAUGGCGCCUUCCUCGGGACCUGCAUGGUCGCCUGCUUCCUCGAGAUCGCCAUCUCCUUCAUCCCUUCAAGGAUCCGCGCGAAGAUGUUUCCUCCGGUUGUGCUCGGCGUGGCAGUCAUGAUGAUCGGCGCCGGCCUCGUCUCGUCGGGCAUCAAGUACGUUGGCGGCGGAGUUUUCUGCGGCGAGAACAUGGCGACGAGGGCCGCAGCCUUUGGCUCGGGCCCCCAGAUUUGCAACGAGAACGGCGACGUGACGCUUGCCUUUGGCGCGCCGCAGCACAUCGGGCUCGCGGCCUCGGUCAUCCUCUUUGGGGUCGUGCUGAAUGUCGCCGGCUCGCCCUUCCUCAAGUCGACGUUCCUCUUCUGGGGCCUCGUCUUCGGCACCAUCGUCGCCGCGAUCUCCUCGUACACCGACGACGAAGGCAUCCAGUACGACUACUUCGGCGACAGCGCGAAGGAGAAGGUUGACGCCGCGCCGGCGUUUGUCUUCUUUUGGUCCGAGGACCAGUUCCCGAUCUCCUUUGACAUCGUGUACCUGCUUCCCAUCCUCCUCGCGACCUACAUCACGACCGCCGAGACAGUGGGCGACGUCACCAUGACAGCCCUUUACUCUGGCAUCACCGACCCGGAGGACGUCAACGAGCGCAUCCAAGGCGGCCUGCUAGCCGACGGCGUGAACUCGUUCCUAGCCUGCUGCUUCGGCACGGCGCCAAACACGACUUUCUCGCAAAACAACGGCAUAAUUAAGCUCUCACAGUGCGCCUCCCGCUCCGCCGGCUUCGCGUGCGCGAUCUGGCUCAUCCUCCUCGGCAUCUUUGGGAAGAUCGGCGCCGCCUUCACCACCAUCCCCAUCGCGGUCGUCGGCGGCGUGGUCCUGCAAUGCUUCACGAUGGUUUUCGUCGCGGGUAUGUCCAUCGUCGCGCCGACCCUCAACCGGCGCAACUCGUACAUCGUUAUGCUCUCGAUCGCCUUUGGGCUCGGGGUCGCCAUGGAGCCGCAGCUCUUCGAGGCGUCGGGCGCCUUCUACGCGAAGAACCUGCGGCACAACUUUGGCCUGUGGCCCGAGGCGGACGUCUGCGCCCGCUUCCCCACCGUGACAACCGUCCUGGUGCCCGCCACGUGCGGCUUUGCGGGCGGCGCCGUCGAACUGUCCGAAGCGGACUGCCUCGUCGCGGGCGGCAACUACUCGGCACCGGUGCUCGGCGAGCCGGUCGAGGUGACCACGUGCAUCAACAACAACGGUAACUGCUGCGCGGAGUACAAGGCCGGCCGCAAGGGCCUCCGCACCGCCGUCAUGAUGUUGCUCAAGACCCCUUACGGCAUCGGCGUCAUCAUCGCCGUGAUCCUGAACGCGAUCCUCCCACACGAGAAAGAGGACGUGAGCGACGACGACAUUUUCGGCAAGAAGACCCGCACCGCGAGCUCCGAGCCCGCCACGGAGGCCAUCUGA
Emiliania huxleyi CCMP1516 is the source of this 2001-nucleotide messenger RNA. RefSeq lists its product as hypothetical. Gene Ontology annotation, biological process: transmembrane transport; xanthine transport. The record is from RefSeq and is a predicted model, not a curated record. The transcript has 5 exons. Gene Ontology annotation, molecular function: xanthine transmembrane transporter activity. Gene Ontology annotation, cellular component: membrane. Lineage: Eukaryota; Haptophyta; Isochrysidales; Noelaerhabdaceae. The coding region runs from base 1 to 2001 and encodes 666 amino acids.